AGCGCGACCUGUUCUGUGUUUAGGGAAGUGAAUCUGCGCUUCUGAGUGACUGCGCAUCAUCCGCAACAAAGUUGUGAUUUUUAUUUUUAAAAUCCUCUAAUCUGAGUCAAUUUCUUCUUUAAGUAAUGCAGUCGCUCAGUGAAAGCGGAUGAUUUUUGAAUGAAUGGACCAGAGAGACUGUUAUCCUCGAUAAGAGCAGCUCUCGGUUAUUCUUUUGCACAUACCUCGCAUUCAGCUGACAUGUGGGAAUGGCAGAUUUCGAGCCUCAUAGCCUUCAUUUCUCUAGUUCUUUUUCUCGUAGCUGUAUGUUAUAUUUUGUACUCUGGCCUGACCACUGAAGUCCACAUCAGGACUGGUUUACCACCGGUCAGGAGCAUAACUAUAGCCUAUAAAUAUAAAGUGGGACCUUAUAAAGAAAGUGGCUCGCUGUUCAGAGAGAGCUGCAGCAUUGGACCCAAGCUGCCAUGCAUUGGGAUCUUUUAUGAUGAUCCAAAGAAGGUUCCAGCACAGAAGUGUCGCUAUGCGGUGGGCAGUAUUUUGAGUGAAAGCGAGGAUGCACACAGUGAGGAACAGCAGCAGCUGUAUGAGAAGCUCGGCUUCCGGAUUUUUUCUUUCCCAGAGGUCACUCAUGUCGUCACAGCAUCCUUCCCUCACCGAACCCCUCUCUCUAUUUUCCUGGGGGUGCAGAGGGUUUAUCCACAGCUGAACUGCUACAUCAAGGAAAGGAAGUUGUGUGCACAUCCAUUUCUAGAGAUCUACAAAGGGGGAAUGAUCCACUAUAUGGGUCCGCUGGCUCGGCAGGGUGAUUUCUAUGUUCCCGAAGUUAGAGAAGCCCAAAGAUGGUUAUUGGGAAAAGAGUCUGAAGAGGACCGGAGGACAGACAUCACAGGUGCUGACUCUGACAGCGAGUGCAGUUCUGUGAGCCGCCUGCCCCCCUCGGAAAGCCGAGACACCUCACCUGCCCUGUCCACCACACGGAUGCACUCACACGGAGACAGAGACCGAUCCUGGGACUUCGACCAUGUGGAGAGAAGCGACACCUCCAGCGUUUCUUCCUUUGAGGAGCUGGACCUCGACUUAGACAGGACGGACAGGUGUGACCACACCCCUCAACCAAUCACAGUAAGCGGCAAAAACAACCUGCAGGGCCAAGACAGAGAGAUGAUGGUCGAGGAAGAGUGAGAGAGCAGAACUGUGGGAAAUGUGAAGGAAGUGAAUAUAGUUUUCAGUUGGUUUCAAAGAGAUAGUUCACCAAAAAAUUUAUAUUGCCAUUGUUUUUGUUGUGCGGAAAACCAAAUCGCUUUUUGCACAAUCAUUACGUACUCUUGCCAACAUUCAAACUCCAAAAAGCAUCAUAAAAGAGGUCCAUAUGACUUUGUUCUAUUCUAUGAUGUGAAAAGAUAUAUAUAUAGAUUUUUUUGAGGAAAAGACCAAAAUCUUGCCCACUUCAAAGGUUAAUUGGUACAUUCUAACAAAUAUUCAGUUCCUACAGACACAACAAUAAAUGUUUUGUUUAGGUAAAAGCCCUGCAGUUUCAGACUUGAGUAAAUAUGAAAAAAGAAGGGUCAGAUUUGAGCAAAUUAUGUUGAUUAUCAAUGAAUAAACACUUUAUUUUCUCCUAAAACUAUGGUAUGGCUUGAAUUAUAUUUGGAACCAUUUUUAGUGAUUUUUUUUUAAACAGUUUAGAAAUUCCCAAUUUUGUCAUCUACAGAAAAAAAAAAUUAGCGUGAUGAAAUAAUGACUGUUUUAAUUUUAGGGUGAACUAUCCCUUUAAGUAUUAAGGUGGUUUGUGUGAAAAACUUUUUUUUUUCUAUUGAUAAAUAGAAAAGAAUGUUGUUUAGUCAGGAUUGUUUUCCAUUCCAGAGGGAAUCGCAGGUACAGAAUUGUGUCUGUAGACAAAAAAAAUUUAACCAGGUAACCUGAAUUUCUUGAAAACAUCUUCAUAUUUUAUUUAGUGCAUCCUCAUUAGUAUUUCAUUAGCAAAUCUGUUGUUUGUUUGUUUGUUAUUGAUCAUUAGUUCCUAAUCACUCAAGUUAAACUGACAUUGAUGUUAGUGAUUAUUCAUGUGAAUCUGUAAUGUUCAGCUUUCAAUUAUUUUAGUCUAAUUUGUUAUUCUCUAUCCACACAUUCUGUCUUCAUUACUCUGUAACUGCUAAUUCACGCCCAAAGAAACUCCCAAAACUGAAGAGUUUUGUGACUUGAAUAUUCAUUCAUCAAAAGCCAUAUGUUCAUAGACAAACCAAAUCUUUAUUUGCACCAGAAACUGACAGAUAAGAUUUCCUCAGGAGGGAGAUGAUUGCAGCACAUUUCCAACACUUAUUUAUUUGUUGUUUGCAAUUAAAGGUGUUUGGAGCACAUAAUUAACUGAUCAUAUUUUAUCAUAUAUAUAUGGUAUUGCAUAUACUUGAUUUCCCUGUAAUAAUAUAACUUACACUUGAUCAGUGUGGUAUAUUUUUAUAAUAAUUCAGUGGUAUUUUCUAUAUGUUGAAUGUUGAGGUAUUACUCACUGUAGGCUUUUUUAAUUUUUUGUAAAAAUAAAAAAAAAAAUACAAACAUUACAGGGCCAGCUGUGGGCUUCUGUUGAUGUCUUAAAUGUUUGAAAAUGUUUCCAUUUUGAUGCAGGUUUUGCAAGUUCACACGCAUUUCAGGACAUACUUGAUAUUGUUUGUUUAGAUAAAGUUCAUAAUAUUUCAUAUCAAUGUUUGAUUUGUUUUUUUUGUUUUUAAUUAUUUGUUCUGCUAGUUGUUGAGCAACUUAAUAAAGAGUUUUAUGAG
Cyprinus carpio (common carp) is the source of this 2774-nucleotide messenger RNA. Its product is annotated as testis-expressed protein 264-like. Gene Ontology annotation, biological process: reticulophagy; protein-DNA covalent cross-linking repair. Gene Ontology annotation, cellular component: endoplasmic reticulum membrane; nucleus; replication fork. Lineage: Eukaryota; Metazoa; Chordata; Actinopteri; Cypriniformes; Cyprinidae. The record is from RefSeq and is a predicted model, not a curated record.